Myotis daubentonii (Daubenton's bat) is the source of this 2345-nucleotide messenger RNA. RefSeq lists its product as uncharacterized. The transcript is spliced from 8 exons. Gene Ontology annotation, cellular component: cytoplasm. NCBI's taxonomy places the organism in Eukaryota, Metazoa, Chordata, Mammalia, Chiroptera, Vespertilionidae. The coding region runs from base 519 to 2111 and encodes 530 amino acids. The record is from RefSeq and is a predicted model, not a curated record.
CAUCCAUGAUCAGAGGGAAUCAUGGAUUGGCUGCCUCCUGCACACCCCACACUGGGGAUCAAGCCCGCAACCCGGGCGUGUGCCCUGACCAGGAAUCGAACCCUGACCUCCUGGUUCAUAGGUUGAUGCUCAACCACUGAGCCACGCUGGCUGGGCUCAGUGGACUUUUAAUAUAUUUUUUUUAAAUUUAGUUGUUAAAUCCUCACUUGAGGAUAUUUUUCCCAUUGAUUUUUAGAGGGAGGGGAAGAGAGAGGGAAAGACAGAGAGAAAUAUCGAUGUGAGAGAAACACAUCGAUGGGUUGCCUCCUGCAGGCGCCCGGACCGGGGCCCGGGCCGGGGAGGAGCCUGCAACCGAGGUACGUGCCCUGGACCGGAAUCGAACCCGGGACCUUUCGGUCCGCAGGCCGAUGUUCAACUACCGAGCCAUGCCAGCUGGGCUCAGUGGACGUCUUAGAAGACGUUAGUUCUGGCUACUGGGCCGAGGCUGAGAUUCUGUGCCCACGUGUGAUUGCACAGUGAUGCCACCCCUGAGCCCACAGCCCCAGCCUCAGGCCCUGCCCCCUGCUGCCUCCCUGCCUCCCCUCGGGCCUCGUCCUCGUGUGAGACGGCAGCCUGGUCUCCAAGGGCUGCCCCACCCCCAGCAGAUCUCAGGGGGUUUCCAGUGGGCAGGCGGGGGAGGGGAGCUGAGGGGUGGGUGCCCCCCUGUCUGCUCUCGGUCCCUCCCCAGCUCCACCGUCGAGGCCCUGAAGACCCUGAUGUGGAGCACGGGGUACGGGGACUACGUGUCGUAUGUGCAGACCCAGGAGGGCUGGGAGCUGCUCACCAGCCCCGAGAGGCACUACGAGGGCGUCGCCGUGCUGGCCAGGGCCAUGGCGACCAGGGACUGUUGGCACAACUGCCCGGUGUUCAGCCUCAUCAUCCAGAUGCUCCGCGAGCAGGAGUACAGGGACCACCUCACGGCCUUCGUGCUCCUGGCGGAGCUGCUCCGGUGCCGGGAGGUGGUGGCCUCCGUGGACGACGCCACCACCCGCGUCCUGGCCGGCUGGUUCCAGUGCGAGGAGCCGGCCACGGUAAAGCUCCUGCUGCGGGUGGCUGAGACCUUCGCGCUGCACGGAAACAUGGUGAGGCGGCGGGCGGCUCCCUCCGGCCGCCGCCCAGUCGGUGCCAGGAUGAGAACCAGGCAGCUGGGCCUCCUGCAGCCCUACGUGCUCAACUGCUGCCACUCGGAGGACGGCGAGGUCGUCACCCAGGCCUUCCUGGUGCUGGGGUGCCUGGUGGAGCACCUCACCUGGCAGAAGCUCCCCUCCUUCCUGGUGCAGCUGGCCUUCACGCUCGGGCCCUUCUUUGAGGCGGAGUCGGAGCCCCUGCGCCUGAAGGCCUUUGAGAUCUACGGGAUGGUCCUAGCCAAGGUCAAGAGGUCAUUCCUCGCGUCCCCCCUGAAGCACCAGGUGCUCAGCUCACUGGUCCUCCUGGUGGUGCACCUGGCGGACAGGGACGCCCGCGUGGCCCAGGUGAGCGCCAGGCCGGUUCCGCAGGGACUGGGAGCGGGGAGCGCUCGGGAAGGGGCUUCCAUUCCCAUCACGGGCACAGCCCUGCUCCCUGCUCUGGCCGCCCUCCACCAGGUCUGCCGGCUCGCCCUCUGCCGCACGGCCUCCAUCCUGGGCUGGUGGCGGCUCCGCGCCGUGUUUGCAGACAGGGACCUGUGGACGAUCCUCAGAGCCCUGGUGAGCGGCGGCCCCCGGGGCGGGGACCCAGGCCGGGUGGUCUCUCUGCCACGCCGGGUCCGCCCUGACCCGGAGCCUGUCCCCCAGCUGGAGCGGGAGGCCGGCCGCGGCCUGUGGCUGCUGACGCAGAGCCUGUCCCUGCUCCGGAGCCCGCAGGCCCCCGUCCGCCAGGCCGCCGUGUGGUUCACAGGCCAGGUCAUCCAGAGCCUGGAGGUGGCCCCGGCCGCUGACAUCGAGGAGGCCUGCACAGCCCUGAGGUCCAUGAGCGAAGACGCCGACCCCUCGGUCAGCUGCCUCGCCACGCAGACCCUGCACGUCCUGGAAGCCAGCAAGAGCCGGCCGGCCCGAACCCGGACCUCCUGGCUCUGCUGCCGGCGGAGAUGCUGAGGGAGCCACUCCGGACGGACAGACGGACGGACGCCGCGCCCUCGGGUGGCGGCCCAGAGCGGGCGGCUCCUGAGCCCUGGGCUGGAGGUGGAGGCCUGACCUGCGCCACCUUCGCAAUAAAAGGAGGAACUUCUGCCCUGGCCGGUGUGGCUCAGUGGAUAGAGCGCCGGCCCAAAGGACUGAAGGGUCCCGGGUUCGAUUCUGGUCAAGGGCACGGACCUGGGUGGCAGGCUU